AUUUCUGAGAAAAUAAUGUCUGUGACCAAAGUACACAUUUAUCCGUGUGAUGGUCUUCCUGAUAACAUAUGUAACAAUUGCUUGGAAAAGUUAGAAAUUUGCACAGAAUUUAUUCAGCUAUUCCAAGAUUCGGACCAGAAAUUACGGACCUCUGUGGAAAUUGUAGAAGGAAGAACAAAUUUUAAUGUAGGAGACAUAUCUGAAACGAACAAUGAAUUCAGUGAUUAUCCAAUAAGAAAUAUUAAAAAUGAGGUGUUAAAUGCAUUGAAACAAAAAUGCAUAGAUGAAGUAGAAAAUAUUCAUUUAACCAAUGUUAACGAAAGACAACAAAAGAUCAAAGAGAAAUAUCAGUGUUCAAUAUGUGGAAAACUUAUGGCGUCAGGGUUUACUUUGAAAAACCACAUAAGAAUUCAUACUGGAGAGAAACCAUUUCUCUGCACACAUUGUGACAAAAGCUUUGCUUCGCUACAGGCUCUCAAAGUACACCUCAGAACUCAUACUGGAAUAAAACCUUACAAAUGUAAAGAUUGCGAUUUAACAUUCGCUCAUGCAGCUGGAUUAAAGGCGCACGCGCGUAAACACUCGGGUUCUGUUCCGUAUCGUUGUACCUUGUGCUCACGCGCCUUUCGCCAUAGUGGACAACUACAGUAUCAUCUCCUCCGACACAGAGGUGAACUGAACUUCAAGUGUGAUAAUUGCCAUGGCAAGUUUAUAUCCAAAUUCGAAUUAAAACGCCACCUCCUCACGCACGGAGGCAAGCCAGCCACCUGCCACCUCUGUGGGCUUCAAUUAUCACGCCAAGCACACGUCAAACGUCAUAUCCAAGCGGUACACGAAGGGGUUAAGCCUUUCUCAUGUACGGGUUGUUCAGCAAAAUUCGCACAAAAAUGUGACUUGGAUAAACAUAAAAUCAAACGCCAUAUAAAAAGAAACUUGAGUAACAAAUUUACGCCUAACAAAAUCUAAUGGGCGCGGUGCGGUUCAUUCCUUAAAACAACAAAUUAUGAUAUAUUGGUCAAAAUAACACUCAAGGGAUACAAUUAAUUUAUUCUAUGCUAAGUGUCAUUCGGUAUAAUAAAGGGUUCAUGUAACUGAUUCAAUCUGACAUACCGGUGUUAUAAUGUACAUUAUUUAUAUUAAAAUGUCAGAUAUAUAGCAUUAUACAUGUAAUGUUUUGAUAUACUGAAUAUUUAUUAUACACAAUUAUACAUUUUGUUGUGGUACAUUUAUUAAUUAUAUCCCAUGAGUGAUUAUACCAUGUGAAAUUAUAUUAAAUACCGUUACACUAAGUGCAAACAGAUCUGUUGUUAUAUCGACUAUUACACACCCAAAAUGUGUACCUACAUACCAUUAAAGCUUUAAAUUGUCUCUAUGAUAAUAAUAUUGUUACAUUUUAUAUUCAAAUAAAGUUAGUUGUUU
Molecule: messenger RNA, 1419 nt
Organism: Hyposmocoma kahamanoa
Lineage: Eukaryota; Metazoa; Arthropoda; Insecta; Lepidoptera; Cosmopterigidae
Product: zinc finger protein 239-like
Exons: 5
Coding region: 16-966 (316 amino acids)
Biological process (GO): regulation of transcription by RNA polymerase II
Cellular component (GO): nucleus
Molecular function (GO): RNA polymerase II transcription regulatory region sequence-specific DNA binding; DNA-binding transcription factor activity, RNA polymerase II-specific
Source: RefSeq, a predicted model, not a curated record